AUGGCGCCAGUGGCAGAGCCGAUUCCGAGUCCGGUCGGAAUUAUGAGCCAUUGCUGUGGAGCCAUCGAUGGCAAACAUGUGGCCAUCAAGGCACCUAAGAACACCGGCACCAAGUACUACAAUUACAAGGGGUACUUCUCCAUAGUCCUGCUAGGAGUGGUUGACGGCAACUACAAGUUCCCUGUGGGCAGACGUUGGCGCAAGAGGGGUCCUGCAUCGGACGCCGGCAUUCUCAGCAGUGGCCCGCUGAGAGACGACUGGAAGAGAAGGAGGAACCUUGGCUUCCCUGAGCGGCCCUCGAACCCUUUCCUGGUGAUGACACAACUAUCCUCAUACUUCCUGGUGGGGGACGACCAUUCACCCGCUGCGCCCCUGGAUGAUGAAGCGUCGGCGGGAAGGGUGCUCGACCAUGACGAGCGCAUAUUCAACUACCGAACCUCGAGGGCCCGCCGCGUCGUGGAGAAUGCCUUUGGAAUCCUGGCUCACCGCUGGCGCGUCCUCCUCACCACCAUCCAACUGACGCCCAGACGUGCACAGAAGAUCACCUCUGGAUGCCUAGUGCUACAUAACCUGAUGCGUGAUCGCUAUCCCGGCCUCCACGCUGCCGACCUUGACCAGGAGGAUGGACAUGGAAAUGUCAUUCCGGGAGCCUGGCGCAAAACGCCAUGGACGAGGUCAACCAGGUGA
Molecule: messenger RNA, 687 nt
Organism: Priapulus caudatus
Lineage: Eukaryota; Metazoa; Priapulida; Priapulimorpha; Priapulimorphida; Priapulidae
Exons: 1
Coding region: 1-687 (228 amino acids)
Source: RefSeq, a predicted model, not a curated record